UUUGAUAAGAGAUUCCUGUUCAAAUUGCCCGCCAAACCCACAGCGGGUUCGGUCACAAUUAGCUCUUAAAAAUUGUACGGCCACUCUUAACAAAAUGUCAUAACAACAAUGUCGCUCGUGGACAAAUUAAACUAUUAUAGCAAACGAAAAUCGUUUAAAUAUGGCAUUCCUUUCCUCAUUAUGAUGGUGGCCGGCUCCUUCGGACUGCAACAGUUUUCGAACCUCAGAUAUCAGUACGCCAAGAAGCAGCCGGUGACACCGGAGGAGAUGAAAAAGUACGGCGUGAGUAUGAAAAAUCGCCAGGAGGUGACUCUGGAGUCCGAGUAUGACAAAGUGAAGUCCGUGGACAUAGAAAACUGGGAAAACAAACGAGGUCCACGACCCUGGGAAGAAGAAGAUGACAAGUCGUCGCCGGCGAAACACUAAACAUGUUUUCAGAAUAUAAUCACCUGUUAAAAGCAGACUGUUUGUUGUACAUAGCCAUAAAUAAAUAAUUAUUGUUAAAAUAAAGCAAAACAAUACCCUGUAA
Messenger RNA from Drosophila eugracilis, 529 nucleotides. RefSeq names its product cytochrome c oxidase assembly protein COX16 homolog, mitochondrial (gene l(3)neo43). The transcript is spliced from 2 exons. Bases 109 to 426 code for a protein of 105 amino acids. The record is from RefSeq and is a predicted model, not a curated record. Lineage: Eukaryota; Metazoa; Arthropoda; Insecta; Diptera; Drosophilidae. Gene Ontology annotation, cellular component: mitochondrial inner membrane. Gene Ontology annotation, biological process: mitochondrial respiratory chain complex IV assembly.